Molecule: messenger RNA, 4650 nt
Organism: Cladocopium goreaui
Lineage: Eukaryota; Dinophyceae; Suessiales; Symbiodiniaceae
Source: the annotation of a GenBank genome assembly
AUGGAUGACUGGAGUGGGAUUGACAAGAUUGACAGUUCACUUUGCAAAGCUUUGCGUGGUGUUUUCAGCUCACCUUUGCAUGUUUCUGCAGCUUUUGAUGAACUGGAAGCCGCACAGGGACUAGUGGAUGAUGCACUGGGUAAUAGCUACGGUGCUGCGAGGAGAGAUGCAAUUGCAAGAGCACUCUUGGAUUGGAAGGAUACCUCAGGUGGUCGGCUUGAGUUCAUGCGUCGAGAGGGCAUGCAGGAACGUGUAUCCCAUGGGAAGCUUGCAGAGCACUCCAGUCAUAUAAAUAGCAUAUCUGAUAGUUACGAUGGCAUAGUUGCAAGUAGCCCCAUGCUGGGUUUGGCUUCACUGGAGGGUCAGCUGGCGAAGCGUGCAAAGACUGGCAACACAGCCAGAGCAGAUGAGGAGGACAGAUCGAAGAAGAAAUGGGCCCUGCAUUUGGCUGAGAUAAUAGUGGAGGCCAAGCUUCCAGCAGUUGCGGCAUUCACUGGAUUGCCCAAUGCAAAUGCUCGUAUUUCAGAGGAUCAGCUAUGGCUGGAAUCAGUGAAGUCUUGGACUGCUGAGUUGAGUAGAGAUGCACCGCCAAGGCGACAGGCGGACCUGUAUACAGUUGCAAUCGCUGUGAGUUCAGAACUGACGCUUGCAAAUGAAGCGGCUCCACUUGGACAGAGAUUUUAUUCCUUUGUACUGCUCUUGCUCCUUUGGGGUACAAUGCGUUGUGAUGAUUUACAGAAUGUGGAUCCAGCUUCUUUGGAGUUGUCUCAGUUGGGACUACGUUUUGUGCUGCGCAGAACUAAGACUAGCGGUCCUGGAAAGCCUGUAGGUGAACUUCAAGGUUUCAUUGCGAGAGAUAUCAGUUUGUCAGGUGUUGAUUGGUUGCGUUUAGGCAUGGAGCUACUGGAAGAGGAAGAGUUGAAUUUUCCUAGGGAUUCCUUUGCGAUUGGUUUUGCAAAUGAAUGGGACAAACCUGAACGCAGUUUCCUGGAACCUGAGGGCUUAGCUACGAUGUUAAGGAAGCUGCUGUUGACACUCCCCGCGGUGGGGCGCAAGAUCAGCGGUCUGAGCCUCAUUCAGGGAACCAUGUUGAUUUCACCGGAAAUGGGUUCUUUCUGGACCGGUCACAGUGCCAGACACACCUUGCCGUCUUGGGCAGCUGCAGCAGGUGUCGGUAAAGAGGACCGUGACUACUUAGGUGGUGAGUUUCCCUUGCUUGACACGGGUCCAGUUGCGGCGCCCAUGGAGGUUGCACCUGAAACCGAGUCGUUUGAGCCCCAGGAUCCAGAUGUUUUGCCAGAGGCACCAUACUUUAUCACGAUUUGCAGAAAGACGCAUUUCCGACGUGUUACAGAGAAUGAUAUGCGUGCCUUCUUGCACGACAGAGUGGAAGCUGAUUUGGCAUACAUCUUACAAGAGAACGGUGUGCCAUUAGCCUUGCAGUACAAUCUCACCCAGGUGUUUGGCCAGCUCAGGCGCUUCAGUGCCAUUGCAGACACCCGACAGGGAGUGAGGCAAGCUUUGAGAGAUGAUUUGCAGGUCCAGGAAAACAGUUUGCAGAAUAGAGCUGCAGUGGCUGGAGUUGUAGCUGCUUGGGAAGCCUCCCGAGAGUAUGCAGCUAAGCAGGCAGAACUCAAAGCAGAAGCCAGGUUCCUAGGGGUCGCAAGGCCGGUGACUCAGACGGAUAGGGCAGCCAUGCGGGCAGCUUACAUUGCAACACAUGGAGAGAUCGAAGAGACGUACGAGCCUUCAGAUGACUAUCUUUCUUCAAAGAUUGAGGAAUUGGAAGCUCAUGAGCCAGUGGCGUCUUAUUUGAAUGAGGUCACUAGCAAGAAGACAGCCAAAACCAUGGGCAUUCAGACAUCCGUGGAUAGUUCAGGAAAAUCCGGACGGGCAGAAGAUGCCUCUUCGAACAACAAUCGCAACUGGCGCCGACCUGAGUUUCCUGGAGGCAAUGGGCCACCGAAUAAGUGGCACAAAGGAACUGGCAAGAAAGGUGGCAAAGGCAAGUCGAAACAACGUCAAGGAGGCAAAGAUUUGCCGACGUUGCGGGUGGUCUACUUGUUUGCAGGCGCAUCAAGGCGCGGAGACAUCAGACAGCAGCUGCAACUAUUGGCACAUGGCAUGUUUCACUUGGAGCUUAAAGAGCUCGAUAUUGAGCUUCACCAUUCCCAUGACUUGUCAAAGACAGAACUGUGGGAUGAUCUAUUCAAGGACAUUGAUCAAGGGCUUGUGGACGUUUUGUUGGUUUCACCACCAUGCAAUACAUUCAGCAGGGCAAGGCACCACUUUCGACAAGGAGGUCCAAGACCACUACGGUCAGCUACUUGGCCGUUGGGCUUCCCUUGGUUACGCAUGACAGAUCAAGAAACGGUGCAAACUGCAAAUUUCUUUAUUUUUCAAUGUUUGGAAGCUGCAAAGCGAAUGCAUGCGCAAGGACGGUUUUACUGGUGGGAACACCCUGAGGAUUUGGGAAAGACAAGGGCAGGAGAUUACCCUGCGUCAAUCUGGCAGUUGCAGGCUUUGCGACAGUUGGUGCAGGCGACACAGGCCGCUUCCUGGGCCAUACAUCAAUGCAUCUUUGGGGCUCCCACCUCCAAACCGACCAGGUUGAUUUCAAAUUUACCAAAUUGUUUGCAACAUGGUGUGAACUGGGCGACUUUUGAUGAAGCUGGCUUUUACACAGGACCAUUGGGGAAAUGUCCCCACAUCUCGCACCCACCACUUCUGGGAUUUAAUGUGGAAUUGCAGAAGUGGAACACAGCUGAUUCAGCGGCAUAUCCUGAAGAAAUGUGCAAAUCAAUAGCUUUGGACAUAAUCUCAGCGCUCCCACAGUGCAUGGCUGCGCAGGGGGUACAUGACACUGCAACAGCGCCUACUACAGAUACACCUACAACCACUGCACUUCCAACAGCCAAGACACCUGCCACCACUUCCACCAACCCUUCAACGGUCAUCCAGGACACCACAUCAACGACCUCUUCAACUGCGCUCCACAGGGGCAAGGGGCCUGUGUCUGGACCGACUGGAUUCAGUGAGCCAGCCAAUGGGGAAACUGAGAACGAAGGCAACAAGCCCCAUGGAGAGAUUUGGAUAUCAUCAGGUGAAGAUCAGAUAGCUGGAAGUGGGCAGAUGCAAGAGGAUAUGGUGUUUGACAGUACAACCUCUUCUUGUUUUGGACAGCCCAUCAUUUGCAGAUACGAAAGUUGCAAGAAAGAGUUCACUGAUGGCUUUGGAUUGUGCUCACCGGGCAGGUGGUUGCCAGGGGCUCGCAAUUAUCUGGCUAAAGGAGAUUGGGGACUUGCGGAAGGAAGCAUUUCGCUUGGCACUUGGGCAAAGCAGCAAUCCCCUUUUGGUCCGGAACAGUUGCAGACAUUGAGAAAGAAGAUAGCCACCUUGCUCAGACCGGGAGAUGAAGAUGCUUUACUUGUGCAGCCACCGCGGCAACCUUUCUUUCUUUAUUUGCUUGCAGAAUCUUUGAGGGAGCUGGAUGAUCCCGAUUGGGAGAUACUGGUCCAAGGUGAAGAAUGUUUUGCAAAGGGAGUGCCGCUUGGUGUGGAGACCGAGCUUCCAAGAACUCCCCAGGUGUUCAGGCGCAGAGAGAAGUUUAGGCAGCUGGACAUCACUGACUUUCAACCGGACAUGAAAAACUAUGCUACGGCAGAGCUUUCUUCGGAAGAGUUGGAGGCGCACUUCAGAAAGGAUGAAUUGCUGGGGAGGAUGCUUCCCACGACUCUAGCGGAGGCCAAGAUGGAGUACGGUGAAGAAGCAGUACUCAUUGCAGCAAUGGGAGCAAUACAGAAACCAGAUGGUAGUGUGCGCCCCUUGCAUGAUGGCACACACGGCAUUGGGCUCAACAACAAGAUCAAAAUACUUGACCGCCUGGAAGUUCCAGGACCAGAGGAGAUCAUAGAGUUGGUGGCCCUUGCAGCAGAGUCCCGUGAAGCUGCCUUCUGUCUUUCAGCAGAUAUAAGCCAGGCGCAUCGAUGCGUGCUCAUACGUAAGGCUGACUGGGCACGGUUAGCAUGUCGCUCAAAAUCAGAUUCACGAACAUUGUGGCUGAAUUGUGUUGGCACCUUUGGAGUUUCAAGCGCAGCAUACUGGUGGACUAGAUUAUUUGCUUGCGUGGGACGAUGGGUCCUAAGGAUUUUGGAUAGGAGACAGACGAUGCAGCUGGCAUACGUCGACGACGUGCACUUGCUUUGCCUGGGCCCACAGAAAUUUGUAGCACUCUGGCUGAGCAUACUGGCAUAUGAGAUCAUGGGCACACCAUUUGCGUACCACAAAUUCAGAGGUGGCCUCAAUGUGGAGUACGUUGGUUACCAGAUGGAAUAUGACCGACAAGUGGCAGGCAUUUCAAAGAAGAGAGCAGAAUGGGUCAUCAAGUGGAUCGAUGAUGCAGAAAGGAACGGAUGGAUGGUGCAAGGGAGAUCAUUUAUAGAGUUCACUGGAAGGUUGUCAUUUGUUGCGAGGGUGGUCACUUGGAUCAAACCAUUUCUGGCUCCACUCUUUGCUUGGACAUCGGUGCUUGCACGGGGAACCGUCACAAGGGUUCCCACCUUGGUCUUUAUUUCUUUGAGAUUUUUGCGGCGGCAGAUACAACACCAUGGACACUGGGUGAGUGCUGGCACCUUGGCAGUCUCCCAGUGA